This is a messenger RNA of Dendroctonus ponderosae (mountain pine beetle), 1585 nucleotides long. Its product is annotated as bestrophin-2. The record is from RefSeq and is a predicted model, not a curated record. NCBI's taxonomy places the organism in Eukaryota, Metazoa, Arthropoda, Insecta, Coleoptera, Curculionidae. Gene Ontology annotation, molecular function: chloride channel activity.
GUGGCGAGGCAGCAUCUACAAAAUAGUAUGGGCCGACCUUAUCCUUUUCCUCGGCCUCUACUAUGCUUUGAACCUCAGCUACCUCUAUGCUAUGAACCAGUAUACUAAAGAACACUUCGUUAAAGUGGUUAACUACUGUGCAAGAAACGGCAACUUGAUACCGCUCAGCUUCGUGCUGGGCUUCUUUGUGAACAUCGUCUACAGCAGGUGGUGGAGCCAGUUUCAAGCCAUUCCCUAUCCAGAUAACGUGGCCUUGCUGAUCGGAGCCAACAUCAAAGGCCAGGAUGAACGGGCGAGAAUCGUUAGGCGCACCAUCGUCAGAUACAUCUGUGUCACCUUCACCUUCACCCUCACCCUGAUGUCCCCUAAAGCCAAGAAGCGCUUUCCCACUCUGAACCACUUUGUAGACGCCGGCCUGUUUACCAAAGAGGAGAAGAAAAUAUUCGAGGACUUGGACAACGAAUAUCCCAACUACACAAAGAACUGGCUGCCUUUGGCCUGGGCAGCCAACAUAACCACAAGGGCUCGACAUGAAGGCAUCAUCAGGGAUGAUUGCUCAGUAAAAUGCAUUCUGGAGCAAAUCAACAUCUUCAGGUCCAAGUGCGGGGAAAUGCUCGCCUAUGAUUGGAUCAGCAUACCGUUGGUCUACACCCAGGUAGUCACCAUAGCGGUAUACACGUACUUCCUAAUCACAGUGAUUGGUAACCAGUUCAUUGAAGUGGACAAAAAGUACGUGGAUCGACUCAUAUUCAGUUUCCCUUUUAUGCCAGUGCUGGAGUUUUUCUUCUACAUGGGCUGGCUCAAAGUGGCCGAAACGUUAAUCAACCCAUUUGGCGAGGAUGAUGACGACUUUGAUGUGGUCUGGAUGAUCGAUAGACAUAUCCAGGUUUGCUACCUACUAGUAGACAAAAUCCACCAGGACCAUCCAAAGCUGAAGAAGGACUACUACUGGCAACAAACCGCACCUGACACUUUGCCAUUUACCGUAGCGUCGCAACAGUAUAUGAAAGACACACCAGUACAAUCGGCUGAAAAAUUGCAAGUCAAAAAGACUGAUCAGGAUCUGAUAAUUAGAGAAGAGGUUUCCCAUCACCGACCAAGGUCGCUUUGGGGCAGCUUGGGCAAUGUUCUUUUCUCCAAUCGAAGACGAGGAGACAACAAAUACUGCCUGAGAAGGAUUGCUGUGGAUGACAACGCAGAGAUUUUCGACGAGAUGUUUGGUCAAGCUUUGAAGACAACGGGAAAACAGUCGGUCAACACCUACGAGGAGGAAGGACCGAACAAAAUCAAAGUUCCCAUCUUUGUCAAGACGAAUUGCAAUGAAAAUGUAGAGGAGUUUGAGUGUCUGCGAAAACAGCGACUGGAGCACCAAAGGGCGAAGUUACUCAAGUAUAUGGAGCUGUUAAAAGCCAACAAGGGGCAAGAUGGGGCUCAGAUUGUCAAAGCCAUUAUUAAAUAAACGCAGAUUAAAAGAGCAAAAAAUCAGUAUAUAAAAUCACCAUUCAAAUACAGGAAUAAACUUUGUAAAAAUCAGCCGCCGUCUUAAAGUUGAAAUUGUUGAAUUUGAUUAAACGUCCUGAACGUU